AAGCAUGGUGUGAUGUGUUGAUCAAUAUCGUAUGAUCGCACCAAAACAAAAUUCGCCCAAUCCCAUUGGGUGUUAAAAGGAAAAAUUGAUACAUCAAUAUUUUAAUUUCACUUAAACUUUGAGCUUUUCUAUAGAAUGUUGAAAGGUUCAUUUCUACGUCGUUAUCAAAAUAUAUCACGAGCAUUAUUUCAAACAAAGUGUAUUAUUACCAUACUCAUCUACUCUAGUCUAAAGUGUUAUCCAGUAGUAAAGUAUUGAUUUUUACAGUAUUAUUUUAUACUUAAAGUGAAAAAUGGCACUGGAGAGUUUAAAAAAUAUAGUGGUUGGACCUGAAUUAGAAAGAAUAAUAGAUACAUCCCUUGGAGAAUUAUUACUAUUAGUUCUAAAAACUUUUGAAGAUAAUGUGAUUCAGGUAGAUGGAGAAACCGGAGAAGAAUUACCAGCCAAUUUGUUGUUAAAGAGAAGUAUUAGAUUGUCAAAAUGGUUAACAAGCCAAGGCAUUAAAGUAGGUGAUAACAUUUCAAUAAAUAGUGAAAAUCGAUUAGAAUUUUGUAUAGUUCCAGUUGGCACUCUAUUAUCUGGAGCCACAUUUGCUCCUCUUAAUCCAGAUUAUACUCCACUUGAACUUAAACAUGUACUUAGUCUCUCGAAACCAAAAUUCAUAUUCUGCUCCAAUAAAACUAUUGACAAAAUGGUAUCUGUGUUGCCCGAGCAUCCAUACAUUCAAAAAUUAAUAUUAUUUGGCAAUGAAGCGUGUAAAUACCAAAAUGUUACAAGAUAUGCCGAUAUUGUAAGAGGAGUAGAGUCCGAAGAAUUAGAUGACGAUUUUCACAGUGUUCCCUUAGAUCCAGUAGAUAGUGUGGCAACUAUUUUGUGUUCUUCUGGUACAACUGGUUUACCUAAAGGUGUCAUGUGUACACAUGACAAUAUGACGGCUUAUGUAGAUAUAUCUCGUGCAAUUAUGGGUGAUAUGGUUGAAAAUGAUGAUCCAAGUGAUGCCAUGAUGGGUCUUAUUCCAUUUUUCCAUUCGUUUGGAUUUAUGCUAAUGUUUCUGAACCUGUUACGGGGUAAAUGCAUGGUGGUUUUAGGCAGAUUUAAGCCAAAGAUAUUCCUAGAGUCUGUAGUUAAAUAUAAAGUAGCUAGGAUGAUUGUACCACCACCUGUGCUACUAUUUUUAUUAAAAAGUCCUAUGACUCAAAAUUAUGACCUAUCUUGCAUAAAAGAAAUGCGUAGCGGAGCUGCUCCUAUGGGUAAAGAUAUGGAAAAAGAAUUAAAAGAAAGAUUUAAUGUUAAACAUGUUUCUCAAGCGUAUGGAAUGACAGAAACAACCUUAGGAGUGCUUGUUUCUCCACAUGGAAAAGGCAAGAUUGGAUCAUGUGGGAAAAUAGUACCAGGAAUGAUGGCUAAAGUAAUAGACGACAAUGGUGUCCCUCUACCUGCUUAUGGAGAAGGUGAAGUGUGCUUUAAAGGUCCUUUGAUAAUGAAAGGGUAUAUAGGAGAUCCAAAAUCUACUCAUAGCACCAUAGAUAAAGAUGGGUGGUUGCAUACAGGUGAUGUAGCAUAUUAUGAUAGUGAUGGUUAUUUCUUCAUAGUUGAUAGGAUAAAAGAACUUAUUAAAUAUAAAGCCUUCCAAGUUGCUCCUGCAGAAUUAGAGGCUUUAUUGUUAACAAAUUCUGCUAUUCAGGAUGCUGCAGUUAUUGGUUUACCAAAUGAAGAAGCUGGUGAGUUACCUAUGGCUUUUAUUGUGAAGAAGGUAGGUAAAGACAUAACAGAACGGGAAGUUGAAAAGUUCAUAGAGGAUAAUGUGUCACCUCAAAAGAGGUUACGGGGAGGGGUUAUCUUCUUAAAUGAAAUUCCAAGAAAUCCAUCAGGAAAAAUUCUUAGAAGAGUUUUGAGAGAGCGAGCUGUGAAAUAUACAUCAAAACUGUAAAUGUUUUCAUUACGUAGUAUGUAGAUUUUAUAUACCAAAUAUGUGAUGAAUAAUAAAUGUUUUUAAAGUUUGUGUCA
Molecule: messenger RNA, 2007 nt
Organism: Diabrotica virgifera virgifera (western corn rootworm)
Lineage: Eukaryota; Metazoa; Arthropoda; Insecta; Coleoptera; Chrysomelidae
Exons: 1
Coding region: 293-1930 (545 amino acids)
Biological process (GO): fatty-acyl-CoA biosynthetic process; long-chain fatty acid metabolic process
Molecular function (GO): long-chain fatty acid-CoA ligase activity
Source: RefSeq, a predicted model, not a curated record